GAGAUGAGGAGAUAGGCGGGAGCGAGGGAGCGAGGGAGGGAGCGAAGGAGGUAGAGAAAAGCGGAGGAGAGGGGAGGGAGCGCAGCUUGGUUGCUCCGUAGUACGGCGGCUCGCGAGGGAGAAUCCCGAGCGGACUCCGGGACGCACGGAGAAGCGGGCGGGCGGGGAUGGUGUGCGGGGCUGCGGCUCCUGCGUCCCUCCCCACGGCGAGUGAGCUGCACUGAUUUGUCCCUAGGGCGGCAGCGCAGACCCGCCUGGAGAUGAGGCGUCGAUUAGCAAGGUAAAAGUAACAGAACCAUGGCUCAGUUUCCAACACCUUUUGGUGGCAGCCUGGAUAUCUGGGCCAUAACUGUAGAGGAAAGAGCGAAGCAUGAUCAACAGUUCCAUAGUUUAAAGCCAAUAUCUGGAUUUAUUACUGGUGAUCAAGCUAGAAACUUUUUUUUUCAAUCUGGGUUACCUCAACCUGUUUUAGCACAGAUAUGGGCACUGGCUGAUAUGAAUAAUGAUGGAAGAAUGGAUCAAGUGGAGUUUUCCAUAGCUAUGAAACUUAUCAAACUGAAGCUACAAGGCUAUCAACUCCCCUCUGCGCUCCCCCCUGUCAUGAAACAGCAACCAGUUGCUAUUUCUAGUGCACCAGCGUUUGGUAUAGGAGGUAUUGCCAGCAUGCCACCACUCACAGCUGUUGCUCCAGUGCCAAUGGGAUCCAUUCCAGUUGUCGGAAUGUCUCCACCCCUAGUAUCUUCUGUUCCUCCAGCAGCAGUGCCUCCCCUGGCUAACGGGGCCCCCCCUGUUAUACAACCUCUGCCUGCAUUUGCUCAUCCUGCAGCCACAUUGCCAAAGAGUUCUUCUUUUAGUAGGUCUGGUCCAGGGUCACAAUUAAACACUAAAUUACAGAAGGCACAAUCAUUUGACGUGGCUAGUGUCCCACCCGUAGCAGAAUGGGCCGUUCCUCAGUCAUCCAGACUGAAAUACAGACAGUUGUUCAAUAGUCAUGACAAAACUAUGAGUGGACACUUAACAGGUCCCCAAGCAAGAACUAUUCUUAUGCAAUCAAGUUUACCGCAGGCUCAGCUGGCUUCAAUAUGGAAUCUUUCUGACAUUGAUCAAGAUGGAAAACUUACAGCAGAAGAAUUUAUCCUGGCUAUGCACCUAAUUGAUGUAGCUAUGUCUGGCCAACCACUGCCACCUGUCCUGCCUCCAGAAUACAUUCCACCUUCCUUUAGAAGAGUUCGAUCUGGCAGUGGUAUAUCUGUCAUAAGUUCAACGUCAGUAGAUCAGAGGUUACCAGAGGAACCAGCCUUAGAAGACGAACAACAACAAAUAGAAAAGAAAUUGCCUGUAACAUUUGAAGAUAAGAAGCGUGAGAAUUUUGAACGUGGCAAUUUGGAACUGGAGAAACGAAGACAAGCUCUUCUGGAGCAACAGCGAAAAGAACAGGAGCGCUUGGCACAGCUAGAGCGGGCGGAGCAGGAAAGGAAGGAGCGGGAGCGCCAGGAACAGGAGCGCAAAAGACAACUGGAGUUGGAGAAGCAGCUGGAAAAGCAGCGGGAGCUAGAGCGGCAGAGGGAGGAGGAGAGGAGAAAAGAGAUCGAGAGGCGAGAGGCUGCAAAACGAGAACUUGAAAGGCAACGGCAACUUGAAUGGGAACGAAAUCGAAGACAAGAGCUAUUAAAUCAAAGAAACAAAGAACAAGAAGACAUAGUUGUACUGAAAGCAAAGAAAAAGACUUUGGAAUUUGAAUUAGAAGCACUAAAUGAUAAAAAACAUCAACUAGAAGGAAAACUUCAAGAUAUCAGAUGUCGAUUGACCACCCAAAGGCAAGAAAUUGAGAGUACAAACAAAUCGAGAGAGUUGAGAAUUGCUGAAAUCACCCAUCUGCAGCAACAAUUACAGGAGUCUCAGCAAAUGCUUGGAAGACUUAUUCCAGAAAAACAGAUACUCAAUGACCAAUUAAAACAAGUUCAGCAAAACAGUUUGCACAGAGAUUCACUUCUUACACUCAAAAGAGCCUUAGAAGCAAAAGAACUAGCUCGGCAGCAGCUACGAGACCAACUAGAUGAAGUUGAGAAAGAAACUAGAUCAAAACUACAGGAGAUUGAUAUUUUCAAUAAUCAACUGAAGGAACUAAGAGAAAUACAUAAUAAGCAGCAACUCCAGAAACAAAAAUCCAUAGAAGCUGAACGACUAAAACAGAAAGAGCAAGAGCGAAAGAUCAUAGAAUUAGAAAAACAAAAAGAAGAAGCCCAAAGACGAGCUCAGGAAAGGGAUAAGCAGUGGCCUGAGCAUGUGCCACAGGACGAGGAGCCUCAGCAGCCAAGAAAACUCCACGAUGAUGAAAAACUCAAAAGAGAAGAGAGUGUCAAAAAGAAGGAUGGCGAGGAAAAAGGCAAACAGGAAAUGCUGAGUCGGCUUUUCCAUCAGCACCAAGAACCUGCUAAGCCAGCUGUCCAAGCACCAUGGUCCACCACAGAAAAAGGCCCACUUACGAUUUCUGCACAGGAGAAUGUAAAAGUGGUCUAUUACCGGGCACUAUAUCCCUUUGAAUCCAGAAGUCAUGAUGAAAUCACGAUCCAGCCGGGAGAUAUAGUCAUGGUUAAAGGGGAAUGGGUGGACGAAAGCCAAACUGGAGAACCGGGAUGGCUUGGAGGAGAAUUAAAAGGAAAGACAGGAUGGUUUCCCGCAAACUAUGCAGAGAGAAUCCCAGAAAACGAGGUUCCUGUUCCAGGGAAACCAGUGACUGACCCGACCUCCACCCCUGCACCCAAGCUGGCCAUGCGGGAGACGCCUGCUCCUUUGACAGUGGCCUCGUCCGAGCCCUCCACCACCCCCAACAACUGGGCCGACUUCAGCUCCACGUGGCCCACCAGCAUGAAUGAGAAACCCGAAACCGAUAACUGGGACGCAUGGGCAGCCCAGCCCUCUCUCACCGUUCCAAGUGCCGGCCAGUUAAGGCAGAGAUCGGCUUUUACUCCAGCCACGGCCACUGGCUCCUCUCCAUCUCCUGUCUUAGGCCAGGGUGAAAAGGUGGAGGGGCUCCAGGCACAAGCCCUGUAUCCUUGGAGAGCCAAGAAAGACAACCAUUUAAAUUUUAACAAAAAUGAUGUCAUCACCGUCCUGGAACAGCAAGACAUGUGGUGGUUUGGAGAAGUUCAAGGUCAGAAGGGUUGGUUCCCCAAGUCUUACGUGAAACUCAUUUCAGGGCCCAUAAGGAAAUCUACAAGCAUGGAUUCUGGUUCUUCAGAAAGUCCGGCUAGUCUAAAGAGAGUAGCUUCCCCAGCAGCCAAGCCAGCCGUUUCGGGAGAAGAAUUUAUUGCCAUGUACACUUACGAGAGUUCUGAGCAAGGCGAUUUAACCUUUCAGCAAGGGGAUGUGAUUUUGGUUACCAAGAAAGAUGGUGACUGGUGGACAGGAACAGUGGGCGACAAGUCCGGAGUCUUCCCAUCUAACUAUGUGAGGCUUAAAGAUUCAGAGGGCUCUGGAACUGCUGGGAAAACAGGGAGUUUAGGAAAAAAACCUGAAAUCGCCCAGGUUAUUGCUUCGUAUACCGCGACGGGUCCCGAGCAGCUUACCCUGGCCCCUGGUCAGCUGAUUUUGAUCCGAAAAAAGAACCCAGGUGGAUGGUGGGAAGGAGAGCUGCAAGCACGUGGGAAAAAGCGCCAGAUAGGCUGGUUUCCUGCUAAUUAUGUAAAACUUUUAAGCCCUGGGACGAGCAAAAUCACUCCAACCGAGCCCCCUAAGCCAACGGCAUUCCCGGCAGUGUGCCAGGUGAUCGGGAUGUACGAUUACACCGCGCAGAACGACGACGAGCUGGCCUUCAACAAGGGCCAGCUCAUCAACGUCCUCAACAGGGAGGACCCUGACUGGUGGAAAGGAGAAGUCAGUGGCCAAGUGGGGCUCUUCCCAUCCAAUUAUGUGAAGCUGACCACGGACAUGGACCCGAGCCAGCAAUGGUGUUCAGACUUACAUCUCUUGGAUAUGUUGACCCCAACUGAAAGAAAGCGACAAGGGUACAUCCACGAACUCAUUGUCACGGAGGAGAACUAUGUGAACGACCUGCAGCUGGUCACAGAGAUCUUUCAGAAACCCCUGAUGGAGUCUGAGCUGCUGACAGAAAAAGAGGGUGCUAUGAUUUUUGUUAACUGGAAGGAGCUGACUAUGUGUAAUGUCAAACUGCUGAAAGCGCUGAGAGUUCGCAAGAAGAUGUCUGGAGAGAAGAUGCCUGUGAAGAUGAUCGGUGACAUCCUGACGGCCCAGCUGCCACAUAUGCAACCCUACAUCCGCUUCUGCAGCUGCCAGCUGAACGGGGCGGCCCUGAUCCAGCAGAAGACGGACGAAGCCCCGGACUUCAAGGAGUUUGUCAAAAGAUUGGCAAUGGACCCUCGAUGUAAAGGGAUGCCUCUCUCUAGUUUUAUACUGAAGCCUAUGCAACGGGUAACAAGAUACCCACUGAUCAUUAAAAAUAUCCUGGAAAACACUCCUGAAAAUCACCCCGACCAUAGCCACCUGAAGCACGCCCUGGAGAAGGCGGAAGAGCUGUGUUCCCAGGUGAAUGAAGGGGUGCGGGAGAAGGAGAACUCCGACCGGCUGGAGUGGAUCCAAGCCCACGUGCAGUGUGAAGGCCUGUCUGAGCAACUUGUGUUCAAUUCAGUGACCAAUUGCUUGGGGCCACGCAAGUUUCUGCACAGUGGGAAACUCUACAAGGCCAAGAGCAACAAGGAGCUGUACGGCUUCCUCUUCAACGAUUUCCUCCUGCUGACCCAAAUCAUAAAGCCCCUGGGCUCUUCUGGCACUGACAAAGUCUUCAGCCCCAAAUCUAACCUGCAGUAUAAAAUGUACAAAACACCUAUUUUCCUCAAUGAGGUCUUAGUAAAAUUACCCACUGACCCCUCUGGAGAUGAACCCGUCUUCCACAUUUCCCACAUCGACCGCGUCUACACCCUCCGAGCCGAAAGCAUAAAUGAAAGGACUGCCUGGGUGCAGAAAAUCAAAGCUGCUUCUGAACUCUACAUAGAGACCGAGAAAAAGAAGCGGGAGAAGGCGUACCUGGUCCGUUCCCAAAGGGCAACAGGGAUUGGAAGGUUGAUGGUGAAUGUUGUUGAAGGCAUUGAGCUGAAACCCUGUCGGUCACACGGGAAGAGUAACCCGUACUGCGAGGUGACCAUGGGCUCCCAGUGUCACAUCACCAAGACGAUCCAGGACACUCUGAAUCCCAAGUGGAAUUCCAACUGCCAGUUCUUCAUCAAAGACCUGGAGCAGGAGGUCCUCUGCAUCACGGUGUUUGAGAGGGACCAGUUCUCUCCAGAUGAUUUUUUAGGUCGGACGGAGAUCCGCGUAGCAGACAUCAAGAAGGACCAGGGUUCCAAGGGUCCAGUUACCAAGUGUCUCCUGCUGCACGAGGUCCCCACAGGAGAGAUUGUGGUCCGCUUGGACCUGCAGUUAUUUGAUGAGCCAUAGGGAGUGGGCUCAGGGCCUGCUUCAGUUCCAGCCCGAGCCAGCAGAUGCCGUCUGCAAUCGAUGUUGCUUUUCUAAGACCACCAUUUGGUGUUCAGCCACAGGGCAACAGGACGGUGAAGACAGGACCGUUACUGAUUCUGGGAAUAAUUCUUGACAAUCCUUCCCCCCCAGACAAUUUCCCAUUUUAUGAAACAAACCUGUUUCCUUUGUCCCCACUUCAGGUCUCACCAUGGUUUCUGAGGUCUUGGAAAUCCCGUAGCUCCCAGCCAGGUUUGGUUGGGAGUCUGGCCCGUGCCUGGGCCUGAGGCAUGGGUCUGGUUACUAUAAAAAUAGAUUUAUAAAUGCAAUGUCUGUAUUUUUGGAGAACUCAUAACCCUCCUAUUUCUUACCUCCGCCAGCCCCCAGUAGGCCCCUUGACCUAUGAUGCCUAGUCCUUGGUGUAUUUAGGAAAAAUUAUUGGUCCUGCCAUUGCUUCAGAAUCUCAUUUCCCCACUGGGACCUUAUCUGAAAUGCUGCCCUGGAUCGGAUCACUUGGGCAGGUGGUGUCCUGAUGGGACACUGCACUAGCUCUUUGAAGAGCUGGUCCACGGAAGAUUCCAGCAGCUGUGUUGUUACAGCCAUUCUAGUCCCCUCUAGGUCUUAUAUUGAUAGAUGUCGAUGAAAACUAUCGUGGGCUUCUGUCAGGUGAUUUGAUUCUGAUUUCCGGUGUGGUUGGAAGAUGGUUAAGGAAGCCUGUUAUCUAUAGAGUUCUAUCUGCUGGAUCAGAUCAUUGCAGGUCACCUGAAAGACCACGGCAUCACGGCGUCGUUGGGUCCUGGUUGCCGGCCCACUUGGAUAACGCUCUUUUGACUUGGAGUUCCUGUGAUAUUUCAUGAUGACAGUCACUGAUGGUGACCAGCUCGGAGCCUAUUCUUGCUUGAAUGUUCCGUGUCUUGACCUUCAUGGGAAAUUUCAGCAGCUGUCUUUGGUACGUUCCCUAAAAAGGCAUCCCCAAGGUAUGACAAGGAAAAGUGACAAUCGGAAAGCGGGUGGACAGAUGUGAAGGAAAUCCACCGCGUGGUGGGGGAAAGACCCCAGGAACACGCAGCUGCACAAGUCUGGGGAGGAAAGCCUAAGACUGCGCCCUACACUGUACCCCACACAGCCAACCUUUCACUAACGGGCAUCCAUGGGCUUGUUGCCAGUCAGGAGUGUAUGACCACGUGCCAACCUGUCUGCUGUGAGUUCUUUGAUUUUUCCCCCCCUUAAAUGCCAGGAGAUAGGCUGGUUAACUAGUUCAUAACUUGAUUUGCUAAGGAAAAGUGUGGGUCAUUUUUCGUUUGCAUGUUAAUGUUCGCAUAACCCCAGUUCAUUGUGGUCAAGAAAUGUUCUUUGCAUGUCCUCUUGGUACUGGAGUCUAGCUUUCCUGUGGUUGAUGGUAUUCCCUUUGAUUGUAGGUCCUUAGAAGUUAAUUAGGGUUGUAGAAGCGCUUUAUAAAUGGUAGCAUCCACAUAGUGGCCGAGUACCCACUCUGUCGGGAACUGAACGCAGAGUGUCACGAUUUCCCAUCAGAGCCCUGUCAUAUUUCAAGCAAUUUAACAAAUGUGUGUGUUGGAAAGGGCAACAAAGUUUACAUUUCAUACUUUACAAAAAAAACCACUUUAUUAUUUAUUUAUUGAAGAUAGUGUAGAAUUUUGUAUCAAGAACAACAGACAUCCCUAUUUUUUGAAACAAGCAGACCUACCCUUUAGGUAGAAACAUUCAACUGAACACAUUACAGACCAAGUUUAACUUCACGGCAUGCAUUUGUUUACCACGUCGUAGCAGAAAACAUGGUUAAAAUACUUUACGUUUAUAUUUUUUGACGUUGUUAAGAAACUGUUUUAAAUUAAAUCUAUAAAUAGCCGUACAACUCAUGCUUUCCUAUUUCUCUAAUCAAUACAGUUGGUUCAGUGUAUGUAUGAAGGAGAUGUUACUGUGGUAGAAAAAAAGUUUUAAAUGUGUUAUGGGGUAGCAUUGGGUCACCAUCCCGUCCCCUUUCUUUCUGUUCUCCCUCUUCUUCAUUGACUUUCUGGGCGUGUCAGUGUUGGGGAUCCAUGUAGGUAGGGUAUGAUGUGCACAGCGACAAACGUCUCGUCACCGUUUUAGUUCUGCCGGGUCACGCACUUGCAGAAUCCCGUUAUCAGUAUGACUGUAGCAUGCAAAGCAAUAUGUGAGUCUUUUUCCCCAAGUGACUGUACUGCGCAUCCCUGAGAUGCUCCUUCAGAACAGCAAUUCGGCAUUAGUGUCCUUGCACUCACUGGUGUAACCUGUACUGUGACGGGUCAUCCUUCUGGAUGAGAUAGGCUGACUCUCAGAUCCAGCUGUGACGCAUGACUCGUGUCGUGGGUAGAGGAAGGUGGCUGAGGCGUGGAGCCUCACACUCUCUGACCUCUAUUCCAUUGCUUCUGUCUUUUUGGCUGCCGGGGCUAAGUGUCACAGAGACCAAAUGUCCCUUGCCAAUAAGCAAUCUCUCACCUAGCUCUUUGCUUUCUCAACACAGGGUUUCUCUAGGCCUCUGCAUCCUGGCAUUGUGUCCCCAGCCCUCUGCCCUCUUCUCUGAGCCAUCUUGACCUCUAGCUCAACCAGGGGCUUUUCUGCUCACAGGGCUGGGCCCUGACAGGAGCCCUUGAGCUGGGUCUUCGUAGACCAGCAAUCCUGAAGGGACACUCCGUAUGCCAGUCUCUGUGGGGCAGCAUUACUGGCUGGUGUUGUCUCCCCUAGCACGCAGAUAGGACAUAUCGUCUCCUGGGACCAGAUCUCCUGUGACCAUGAGAGCCUGGAAGAUGUGGUUCAUUCAGAUCCCGGGCUGGCCUGCCAUGGGAAUGAGGGACCACUCUAGGCUGGGGAUGCUCAAGGAACUGGGGCCAGCCUUCCUUGUUUGACUGUCCUCUGAUGGCAGAGGAGAAAGCUGUGCUCCCAAAGAACAUUAAUGUUAAACAGGGUAUUUUUUUCUUCUUUGCUUUUUGAGCAACUUAAGCAUGACCUAACUAUGCGAAAGUAACUGAUUUUUUUCUGGUUGAGUAGUACUGGAUUUAACUGCUCAUUUUCCCUCAGAAAAUGGGUACAUCGACUACUUGCGUUGUGUCUUAUCUUGGUAAUCUAGUAACAAAACCCCAGGUGUCCUCUGGGAUGGGAGUGAGGUCAGGGGGAUUAGGUGCUGGGGACACCAGGGAAGAAUAAUUACAGGCCUGCCAUCCAAGGCCAGGCAGUCCGCUAUCUGUCCAGGAGCUGACUGGGACAAGCAUAAAGCACUGACCAUUCAGAGUGGGGGUGUUCUAGAAUCUGAAGGGGCUGGAGAACGGGGAAAUGGAUAAGGUGCUCCUGGUUUUAUUUGAAGGGUGAAGAUCUUGGAGUAUAUUUUAGAGUUUGCCAAUACCUUGUGUGAGGAGAAGACUUCUCUAUGUCUACUCCAGAUAGUUUUUUCUGGUUGAAUCAAUAAGAAAAUUUGUUUUGGGUAUGUAGCAAUUUUAGGAAUUUCCAUUGGAAACAGCAAGUAAGUUUUUCUUUCCUUUUUAUCUAUUUUUUAUUUUAUGUUAUUUUAUUUAUUUUAUCUUACAUUUUCAGCUCUCUUCUCUUUUGGGUGUGGAGAUGAGCUUUACAGCAGAUACUAACACUUUGAAAUGGCCAUCUGCAUGCUUUAGAGGUAGCAGGGUCAUUUCAGAUUUGAGGAGAGUGUGAAGGUAGCAGUGGGGCUGCUUGCUCUGAUGUACUUGUUUUACAAGUUGAGAGCCUCCUAUGCCAGAAAGUGAGGCCAUGAAAAUAAACAAGCCUGUAGAUUAGCUCCUACCAGGCAGAAGCAUAUCGGCAGCACCAGAAACCAGUGACUGUGUGAAGCCCUCAGACGCGGUGGCCUGAGGUGCCCCAAGAGGUAUUUAGUAAAAGCAACACUUUUUCUUUGUACCCUCCAUGUUGAAAUGCCUGUGGAGCUUCUCCUUACUGCUGGGAAUGGCUCAGGUCAGCUGCCAAAACUCAAGACUCACCUGGCAGUGCCCUAAGCCAUGUUUUGUGGGGCCACUUAGUGUUGUGUAAAUAGAGUUGGGAUGUUUAUUUGAGCUAGAGGAAAGGAAAGUUCUAGAAUUCCCACAUUGUAUCAGAUCCAGGAUAUAUUUGUAAGUCACCAGGCUUGACUAAGGUACAUAACCUGAUAUCUUUAGGAUCCAGAAUCUACUCCUGACAAGCAUGGAAAACUUAUAUCACUUGAAGGAGAGAAACAUCUAACAGCUCUUUAUCUCAGGAGCAUUAAAACUCAGAUACCAACACGUUGGAAAGUCUUAUCUCUGGGUUGUGAUCUCUCCCUUACCUGGUCAAUAAGGCUAAUCAUUCAUCCAAGGAGUCCCCAUCCUGGGCCACUGUCCCAAGGGCCUGGGAGGUGAAGUGGAGGGACCUGCCUUUGUGGCAUUCAUCGCCUAAUUAUAGAUCUAAUUUUAAGUCACUGAAAUAACACCCAACACCUUGUAAAAAUUCACCUGCACCUCCAAAUAAUGAUUUCAGUGACAUGCAGAUUCAAUGAGUUCCUUCCUCUUUACUCUGGCUUUGGGGAACCAGGUAAAUACCCACAUAAUAAUUUUUUCGACACUAUGUGUGGUUGCCAUGUUUCAGGGUAAAUUUGCCCCUACUGUAUGUUAGGGUGUUUUGUGAGUUGCUUUUAAUAGAAUUCUGUUCUACUUUCUAUACCAGCCUAUGUUGUUAAUAUCAUCUGAAUAGUGUGACUAUUUUAGUAUUCAAAGCCCACCAAGUAAAACUGUUCAGAAAUGGGCUUAUUUGGCCAGCCUUGAAAAACUUGAGCGUUUCUCUGAUAUUUACGGAGCAUUAACCAGUAACCAAGCUUUCUUUUUAUGCAAUGGUAGGAAUGCAUAGUCUUCUAGGAACCCUGGUUUUGUACUUUUAUCAUUCAAAAAAAAAAUUCCUGUGCGGCUGUGUUUCUAAAACUAUGUUCCUUUUCAUUUCUCCUCUUGUACUCAAAUCCCUUGUUUUCUCCUGUUUCUGUGUUUAAACAGAAUGGGGGACUAGGGCAAAGAGGGUGAUACAGGAACCAGAGAAAGGGUGGUGGUGGUUUGCGGCGUCUGGUUGAGGAGCCAGUAGCUGCCUCUCUACCCUCUGAUACCACUAGGGGGCAGUCUCCCUGUUGAAAACUUGUAGGUCCCGCCGGCAGAUCCCAGGGUGCUGGCUCCACCUACCGCAGCUCCAGGGCAUUGCUCUUGGGUAAAUCACAGAUCCAACUUGCUGGUGGUCUGAGACUGAUGGCAGGAGAAGGAAGGAAAUUAGUGGUGGACGUAGGUCUUGAUGCCAGCACUCCUGGGGUACCUAGUGACACUUUGUCCUUCCCUGCUGUUGGGGUUGGGGCUCUACCAGGGUCCUCAGCCUUCCCACCUUUUCUGCAUCUGAUUUGGUGAGAGCCCCUAAGAUCCAGCCCUGCCAGGGCCUUGGGUGUAAGUUGGAGGUGUCUCCCCACUGCUGGGCUGAUCUCCAGGCUGGGUGGCCGGAGAUGGUACUAUCUCCCCAAUAAGGGUUCCAGAAGUCAGGUCCCCUGUAUGUGGAUUGGAUAACAGAGUCCCUACUGGGAGACUUGAACUUCUGGAAUUGCAGAUGUGAAUUGCGGUGGGGGGAUGCAGAAGCUCACCAUAGGAUGUGUGUGUGUGUUUCCGUUUGCAUGGGCGCCAGGGGAAAUGGACCUGAACAGGGAAACAGAUUGGUCUGCACUUCCCAUUGUCCCUCUUAGGACCUGCUACAUAAUUUGUGGGCUGAGUGCAAAAUGAAAAUGCGAGGCUCCUUGUUCAAAAUGACUGAGCAUUUCGAGGUGGUGACAGCAGAGAAUUAAACCAAGCCUGGGCCCUUCUAAGCACGGUGUCCCAUGUGACUGCGCAGGCCAUACAUGCACGGAGCCGGCCCUGAUCACACUGUAUUUUCAGUUGCUUCUUGAAGCAGGUAGGACUUCGUUAUAUGUCUUCUUACUUUGUAAAGUCUCCCUGGCAGGUUGUGGAGAGCAGGGCUGACAUACUUUUCAAAAUAUCUGCUUUGAUUUCGUAAAAGCGCACAUGGUCUGCACUAGUCAGAGGGUAUAGGACCCAAGCCCCUGUUGACAGAUGUGCCUGGAGACAAGAGAGAGAAUCAUCUGCCUAGUCUCUGGGCUCCCGUGCAGGGCGGGCCACGAGGCGCCAAGAGGCUUUGGCACUUUUAUCGGUUAACCCACUAAUUUGAAAUAAAACUCUUCCUUUUGGUCUUUCGUCACCCACUGAGGGCUUUUGUCCCCUUUCCUGCUAGGACAGAGAGGCUUUUCCAGCCUCUUCUUCAAAGUGACCAUCCGGGUAACAGGGAGGGUGGGGGAAGUGUUCAGUGCCCCUUCCCCAGGGGCUGGUUCCUCCAUUGCCACUCCCUGGAGAGAGACAGUGCGUGGAGCCAGCUGCCUCCCUGCCCUGGCUGGGCCCAGUGGUCCACAGAUGUCUGCUUCUGAGAGGCAGUGACUGCCCAGCUGGGCUCUCCCCAUAGGAUCCCCAUAUGGCUUUUGAGGAGGGUGAUGUCAGGAGAGAGGAAAGAACCCUCUUUCCUCUGUGUGAGUAACCUCGAGUUCUAGAAGACCACAGCUCCUGGAGGCAGAUGGUCUUGGUCCUGCCGUGUGCUUGUUGUUGCUUUCUUUCACAGCUUUUUUUUGCACUGGGCUGGAUGCUCCAAAACCUUUGACGUUCUGCUUGUUCUUUGCAGCUCAAUCUCAUUUCUACAUACACAGAGCAAUAAUCCUUUUCAUGUCUCUUGAUUCUGUCUGGGAUUAUAAAGUUUGUUAAGUAAUGAAGUCGACAGAAAGCUGAACAGAAAUUGCAAAUUCAUCUUGUGUGGAUUUGCGUCAUUUUGAACGAAAUAGCAAAUUGUAGCUUUGUUUCUACAUGUAAUGAACUUUCAAGUGACUGAAAGUUCAGAAGGUGUUAUCUGGAAGCAUUUGAUAAAUAUUGUCAGCAUUCGUUUUCAUGAAUGAACAUUUUUGAUGUAUAUUUUACAAAUCAACAUCCUAAAAAUGUCAUCUGCUAAAUGUUCACUGUGUCAGAAAGCAGAUAUUCUAGUAAGAUCUUUGGUAGUGAUAUUUUUUUUUUACACAUGCAUUGAAAACAUACAUUGCCAAUAGCCCAAGUGUCUUUGAACUGUGAAACCAACUUCAGAUCUUGUCCUCUGAAGCUGCAGCCAGCUGUUCUGCACCUUCCGGCCCCUUCUUCCUACUCCUUCUUAGCCCUGGGGAGAUAGAGUAGUUGGCAAUCAUAUAAU
Messenger RNA from Rhinolophus ferrumequinum (greater horseshoe bat), 12726 nucleotides. It is a transcript of the gene ITSN1, whose product is annotated as intersectin 1. The record is from RefSeq and is a predicted model, not a curated record. Gene Ontology annotation, cellular component: cytoplasm; clathrin-coated pit; plasma membrane. Bases 298 to 5454 code for a protein of 1718 amino acids. Gene Ontology annotation, biological process: intracellular signal transduction; positive regulation of Rho protein signal transduction; endosomal transport. The transcript is spliced from 40 exons. NCBI's taxonomy places the organism in Eukaryota, Metazoa, Chordata, Mammalia, Chiroptera, Rhinolophidae. Gene Ontology annotation, molecular function: calcium ion binding; molecular adaptor activity; guanyl-nucleotide exchange factor activity.